AUGUCAUCGAUGCGAAACGCCGUCCAGCGACGGCCUCAUCGUGAGCGCGCCCAGCCUCACGAGCGCCGUCGCCUCGGUCUCCUUGAGAAGCACAAGGACUACUCUCUACGUGCCAAAGACUACAACAAGAAGAAGGAGCAGCUCAAAGCUCUCCAUCAAAAGGCGGCCGAACGCAACGAAGAUGAAUUCUACUUCGGGAUGAUGUCCCGCAAGGGGCCCGGAUCGCGUAUCAAGGAUGGACGCACCUGGGACGGCAAGAUCCACGGGGACCGCGGUAACUCGGCUAUGGACAUGGACACGGUCCGACUCCUAAAGACCCAAGACAUGGGCUACAUCCGCACGAUGCGCCAGGUGGCGAUGAAGGAGGUGGCGAGGCUUGAGCAACAGGUUGUCCUGACUCGCAGUCUAGACCGUCUAGAUGACGAGGAGGAGGAGGAGGAGGCUGCCGAGGAUGGUGACAUGUUUGGUAUGCCGUCGAAGCCCAAGCCGGCAAGGAAAACCGUCUUCUUCGAUGACGUGGAUGAGAGAGACGACGUUCUGGACAGCAUGGACGGUGAUGACGAAUCCGGAAAGAAGGCGAAGGAGGCAAGAAUGGCCGAGGAGGGAGAGGCCAAUGACCAAGACAAGGAUGCCGAACGACUCCAGCGCAGACUACAGAACGCCCGCAGGCGACUGGCUGUCCUUACCAACGCCGAGGAACAGCUCAACAUCCAGCAGGCCAAGAUGGCCAAGACGGCUACGUCGGGAGGGGAGACGAAAAAGGGAGACAGGAUCAAGGUGCGGGCCAGGAAGAGGUAA
This is a messenger RNA of Geosmithia morbida, 798 nucleotides long. RefSeq names its product U3 small nucleolar RNA-associated protein 11. Lineage: Eukaryota; Fungi; Ascomycota; Sordariomycetes; Hypocreales; Bionectriaceae. The record is from RefSeq and is a predicted model, not a curated record. Gene Ontology annotation, cellular component: small-subunit processome; nucleolus. The coding region runs from base 1 to 798 and encodes 265 amino acids. Gene Ontology annotation, biological process: rRNA processing. The transcript is spliced from 2 exons.